Klebsormidium nitens is the source of this 255-nucleotide messenger RNA. The record is from the annotation of a GenBank genome assembly. Lineage: Eukaryota; Viridiplantae; Streptophyta; Klebsormidiophyceae; Klebsormidiales; Klebsormidiaceae.
AUGGAAAUCGUUGAGCCCGAAGACGUGAUGCAGCUGAUGGAGCACGAGGCGGCGCAGUGCUACGUGUUCGCUCACCUGCUGCUUCUCCUCCGCAUAGGUUCCACGGAACCGCACGCCCCGCAUGUGAUCACGGCGGCAACCGCGCCUUCCGCGCAUGUACUCCAAUAUAGCAUCAACGAAGCCCGUCAGCGCCUAACCCAUACUUACCCCUCCUCGUGUUCACAACCGUGGGCGGGGGCGCGGAGGUGGCAAUAG